AUGUCGCUCUUCGGCCAACCCGCCUCUGGCCAAGGGAGCUCCAGUGGCCCUUUCUCAGGCUUGAACCUCAAUACCAACACAGAUGCACAAGGCAACCGAAAGUCUAUCUUCGACAGCGCCGCACCUCAACAAACAACUUCCACGGCCUUUCCCACACUGAACACAACAAGCUCCUCUGGCUCACUCUUCAACCUGGGUGGCGCCCCCAAAACAUCCGCUCCUACACUAUCUUUCGGAACCGCUCCUACCACCUCAGCCCCUUCGACAGGUCUCUUUGGAGCCCCAACUUCAACCUCACAGCAGCCCACUUCAACGACGUCACUCUUUGGCGCUCCCGGGACGCAACAGUCGGCAAAUAACACCUCGACUUUUGGGAAUACCCUCUCCACGAGCACUGCUGCUGCGACAGGCGCACAGCAGAACGAUGCUGCUCCUUCACAAGCUAGGGAUGCGGCGUAUUUCAGCAGUCUGCUGGAGCGACAGAAAAAAAAGCCUAGAAUGAAAUCGGAAAACAAUGGUCGACUGCCUCAAUUGCCUGGACUGAAUCUCGAUCUGGGGGAUCUGGCUCGGCGUGCACAAGAAAUCAGACAGCGAGGAUCCAAGCCCACAGAGCCUCACACUGACAGUCGAGCACAUUAUCUGCUCGCUGGCUCUGGCAUUGCCCCGGGACAGGCUUAUAAGGAUUUUCAGGCUCUUGGGCCUGAUGAUCGUGCCACGAUAUCCAGGACUGCUGCAGACACUUUUGCCGACGAGUCCAGUGCCUACCUCAGAGACCUGCGAACCAAAGGCCGUGAAGCUAUGAUGAGAGAGGGUAUGGAUCGUGUAUAUCGAGAAGUCGACAAAAUAAUCGACGAGAGCCUGGGGUUCGAUUUGGAGGAGCAGAAAUUGAGGAUUAUGGAGCACUUUGGCUUGGUGCCGCCCACUGAGGAUGGGGGUGAGGAUGGGGGUGAGGAUGGCCGGACACCCUUCGGUAAAUCUUCGAUGCGAGGCAAGGAAGGGUUCUCCUCCACGUCUCGUGGGCCUCGGAGUGUAUUCGGUCGUUCCGCAAUUGAGAAGUCCAUUAUUGGCACUCCUGGCACUGGCGCUGGGUCAGCAUCCUUCUUUAAGAGCGACGGAUCAGCCCCCGCAUCAUCGGCCUUUUCGAGAGGCCAGAGCUCUCGCGAUCUCCGCGAGAAAGAAAAGGCGAUGAUCGCAAAGGUUGAGGAAUUGAACCGAGCGCGACUACAAGACGCACCAUACCCACUUCUCCAGGCUUUCGCUGAAGCCGAAGAGGGAUAUAUUGGGGACACUCCUCGACAACUCAUUGACGCAUACCACGCUCUCCGCGAGAUCACCAGGGAAGGCAGACCUCCUGUCAGAGAAAGACAAUAUGCACAGGCGUAUCUGGAUGAAUCCGGCAGCGUCGAAGCUACAAAGCUCAAGAAGCAAAUCUUGGAAGGCUCUCGGACUUACUUGGAGAAGUCAUUCUGGCGAGAACUGAGGUCACUCAUUGAGAGAAAUGCACGAGAGGCGGCCCUGGGCGGACAGCCGAGUGUCGUCAAUAUUGUUCGCGCUUAUAUUCGCUUGCGUGCCGUCCGGCGUGACCUGGUACCCGAUGGCGCAGAGUUGCAGCAGGACAAGGACGAAAAAGGCGAUUACCUUUGGGUGGUCAUCUUCUACCUACUGAGAUGUGGGUUUGCCAAAGAAGCGGCAGACUACGUCAAUAACACCCCGUCUUUUCAAUCUACCGACCGGAAGCUCCUCUCCUACCUUCUAGCCUACACCAACAGUCCAGACCGACGCCUCAGCCGAAAGCUGCAAGAUAUGAUCGACAAUGAAUACGCGAAAAUGACCAAAGUGGCUCAGAAGAGCGCUGUCGAUCCAUACAAGAUUGCUUGCUACAAGGUGUUGGGGCGAUGCGAUUUGAAUUCUCGGAAUUUGGAGGCCGUCGGUCAAGGAGUCGAAGACUGGCUGUGGCUCCAAUUUACGCUUGCCCGCGAGACGGAUAGAUCAGAGGAGAUCUCGGGCGAGAUCUUCGGUCUCGAUCAGAUCCGGGAGACGGUUACGGAGAUUGGCGAGAAGCAUUUCCAGAAAAGCCAGAUGGAGGGUUCGAGUGCCUAUGGCACAUUUCUCUCGAUGCAGGUCCUUGCCGGCAUGUUCGAACAAGCGGUCGACUACUUGCAUACCUUCAACCCCGUCAGCGCAGUGCAUUUUGCAAUUGCGCUGGCAUACUAUGGUCUGUUGAGAGUAUCUGACUUUACUGUCGCGGGCAACGAGCUUCUGACAUAUUCGACCACCCAGUUGCCAAUGAUCAACUUUGUACCGCUAAUAGCACACUACACGGCCACGUUUAGAUCAGCACUCCCGGUAGCAGCGGUGGACUAUCUCUCCUUGAUCUGCUUGAACUCCGACCUCCAACCCGCCAGCCUUGGUCUGGUCCAUACGAAUGCAUGUCACGAGUGUCUUCGGGAGCUGUGUCUUGAGACCCGUGAAUUUGCCAAACUCCUUGGGGACAUUCGCAGCGACGGGACCCGGAUACCAGGUGCCAUUGAAAUUCGAGCCAACUUGAUCAAGCUGGACAGCCGCGAAGAUUUCCUCAAAUCCAUCACAAGCCAGUCGGCUGCCGUCGCUGAUCAACGUGGCCAAAUCGCGGAUGCAGUCCUGUUGUAUCAUUUGUGCGAGGACUACGACAACGUGGUCAGUGUGCUGAACCGAGCGCUUGCCGAUGCGGUGACAUUGGAUCUAGGGGAAUCUCCCAUGCAAUUGCAACCUCUGAAACCUCGACGAUUCGAUGGUCAGAAUGGAUCAUCGACCAGCAGUCAGGGCGCCGGGCCCCAGUCGUCUCUGUCCCUGACACAAUCAACAACAUCGCCGAUCGAGCUGGCCAGGAACAUGAUCUCGUUGUACAACAGCAAUGCGGCGUACUACAAUGUGAUAUCAGCCACGAAUCGAGAAGUCUGUGGUGCUCUACUUCGCCUGCUGUCGGUGCGAUCGCGCCUGGAAGCCAACCCCCCUCAAUUCAUGACAGCCUUGGAAGAAUUGAACGACCUCAACAUCCUCCCACUACGAGCCAAUGGAUCUAUACCCGUCAUUCGGGCUGCAGCUACCGCCUUUGGGACGCUUCCACAGAUUCUGGCUCGUUGUGCGGGCAUUAGUGUCGUUUGGGCAGUCCGAGCCAUCGGAGGAGAACGAGACAACAUCAUGAGGAACGGAAGUUGGGAGGCAGGAAACGGAGGUGAUACAGAGGGCAUGAAAGAUCAAUUGAGUGACAUGGCCAAAGACUUGAUGGUGUUUGCCGGACUGGUGAAAUACAAGUUGCCCAGCCGCGUGUAUGACAUGUUGACCCGCGCGGGGGGCGAGGUCGGAGCCUUCUGA
Molecule: messenger RNA, 3354 nt
Organism: Capronia coronata CBS 617.96
Lineage: Eukaryota; Fungi; Ascomycota; Eurotiomycetes; Chaetothyriales; Herpotrichiellaceae
Exons: 2
Coding region: 1-3354 (1117 amino acids)
Biological process (GO): poly(A)+ mRNA export from nucleus; protein import into nucleus
Cellular component (GO): nuclear pore
Molecular function (GO): structural constituent of nuclear pore
Source: RefSeq, a predicted model, not a curated record